GGGAUGGUUUGCAGGGCUUCCAGACGCCUAUCGCUGACGACAGCUUCAUUGUCGAUGGCGUGGGUGCCUAUGGGACGAUGCACUCAGAGCGGGGACUCACUUAUUACGAAGUAGCUUUGAGUGGACACAUGUGAGUUCACUGCAAUAUUGAAUACCCAGGGUCUCGUUUCUAAUGUUCUGUAGGAUUCCGCAGUUUGCGCCAGUAGUAAGUUGAUGUCGCUGAUGUGCAGGUGCGGUCUAACAGAAACCAAUGAUUUCAGGCCGCCUUCCAGAUUAUGCAGUACCUGAUGGGCUUUAGGGACACGCCAUAGAUACAUACUUCCUUCCCUUCUAUACCAUGAAAUGUCGCGGGCAGAGUUGAGUUGCACCAUCUUGCCGGCCCUGAAUUAAAGUCACGCGUGAGACUAUCGUGUUUGCCCCUGUCACGAGAGCUCAAGCGCUUACGCUCGUUCUUGUAUCACAUCCCGAUAGCACAGUUUUUUUUCUCUGCUGAAUAAUGCCUGCCAUCAGGACACAGUCGCGUUCAACGAAGGCUGCCAUUGAUGAACAUAAGACAGCAACCACAAGGGAUUCCAUACUAGUCGUGGAGGAAAUGCAGGACCUGGCAGACUGCAAGAUGAAUUACCCCUUGAGUGAAAAAGAUCGGAACACUUUCAAGACGCACGACGGCAAGCGCGUCACUCCGCAUCAGUGGGCAGUAUACGAUUUCACUAGAACAAUUCCUUGUGGUCGUGUCACGACGUACAAAGACAUCUGCGUCGCCCUCGGGCAAGGUUCACCGCGAUCAGUUGGUUCUGCGCUUCGAAACAAUCCAUUUGCACCGUUCGUGCCUUGCCACCGCAUCAUCGCGUCAAAUCUGUACAUUGGUGGAUUCUUCGGUGAGUGGGGCACUGGCGCAAACGCAAGGGGUGGACAGAAGAAUACUGGGUUGCAGUGCAAUAGAAAGAUGGAGAUGCUUGCAAAGGAGGGAGUUACGUUCUCUGUGGAAGGAUAUCUUGCUGACGAAUCUCUGCUCUUGAUCGGGAGAGACUGAACUGACCUCAUUGGCUGUCAUGUAGGGACUUAGUCCAAUUUGCGUGUAUAAUCACUAUAGACAGACCUGUGUGUAUGAAAUGCAUACACUGGGCUCUUCUUGUUGUAUAGGCAAAAUGCUACUAAAGGACCCGGAGCUCGAAGGUCCAAAG
This is a messenger RNA of Suillus subalutaceus, 1184 nucleotides long. Its product is annotated as 6-O-methylguanine DNA methyltransferase. The transcript has 4 exons. Bases 497 to 1033 code for a protein of 178 amino acids. Gene Ontology annotation, molecular function: methylated-DNA-[protein]-cysteine S-methyltransferase activity. NCBI's taxonomy places the organism in Eukaryota, Fungi, Basidiomycota, Agaricomycetes, Boletales, Suillaceae. Gene Ontology annotation, biological process: DNA repair. The record is from RefSeq and is a predicted model, not a curated record.